AUGGCGGCUAGCUUUCAACCGGAGAGGGAGGAGGAGGUGGUGGUUGCAGAGAAGGUUCUGAGAAGGGCACAGGUGUCGAAGAUGACAAGAGCCCUCCAAGACCGCCUUGCCCUCGCCAAUGUCAAGAUCCAGAAUGGCUGGCAGGACAUGAGCCUCGACCUUAUCGAAGCACAGGUGGAUGAGCGGAGGAGAAAGAGGCCGGCCUCGAGCAACGAUACCAUCUCUGAUACGGCGUCUACGGUCUCCAGCCGGCUCCAAUCGAGCAAUGGCGGCAUGGACUCAUCCCCUCUCACGGCACCAAUGUACUCUGACGACUUCCAACGCUCGGGCAGCGGUCACAGCAACAAACGACUUCGAACAUUGGAUGUACAAAAGUUCCGCUCGUCAAGUGCUAGGACAGGGAGAAGAGCUGCCUCUGGCAGGCAGGCGUUGUGGAAGAGACGUCAGGGCUUACCCGAAUCAUCACCAAUCAAGCACGAAAAGCACGCCCGCUGCCCCUCGACCAACUUCACCCAGCUCUCCUUCAUCUCCGAGGGCUCGACGAUUCCGGACGAGCCGCCCUCUCCCGAAUUCAGCGAAGACGACGAUGCCGACCUCCCUGUGCACAGCUUCUCCAUCAACUCUUCGACCCGCAUCACCUCAUCUCCACCACGGACUCCUCCACCAGACCGGCGAAUGCGCAAGGCUCAUAACGUGUCCUGGUCGCGGACGCCCAAGACUGGCGAGGAAGGCGUGGAUCUGCUGAUGUACCUCGCAACAUCACCGGGCUAUCCGAAAGGCUCUACCGCCAAGACCGUCGUGCAAGCGCCUUCGACUCCACCCGCCAAAGCCACUCCGCUACCUUCUUCACACAUGACACCUGGGAUGGGCGGUGCGGGCUUCGCAUUCGGACCCAACACCCCAGGAACGAACUUCAACUUUGCAGACUUCGUCAAUGUAACGCCCAGCCCCGCUCAAGGCUCGUUCAACCGCACUCCAAAUGUCGGUAGAACGCCAGCAGCGGCAAGAGAAGCAAGACGGAAGCUGAACUUCGACAACCUCGUCCCGCCAUCAUCCAGCCCGGUCAUGACUCGCAGUGGCAGCAGGAACGAGGGCCUAGGAAUGGAGCUGGGCGGAGAACUCGUCUCAUCGCAAUGA
This is a messenger RNA of Saxophila tyrrhenica, 1137 nucleotides long. RefSeq lists its product as uncharacterized. NCBI's taxonomy places the organism in Eukaryota, Fungi, Ascomycota, Dothideomycetes, Mycosphaerellales, Extremaceae. The record is from RefSeq and is a predicted model, not a curated record. The transcript has 2 exons. Bases 1 to 1137 code for a protein of 378 amino acids.